This is a messenger RNA of Colletotrichum acutatum, 1340 nucleotides long. RefSeq names its product short-chain dehydrogenase. NCBI's taxonomy places the organism in Eukaryota, Fungi, Ascomycota, Sordariomycetes, Glomerellales, Glomerellaceae. Bases 311 to 1255 code for a protein of 314 amino acids. Gene Ontology annotation, molecular function: oxidoreductase activity. The transcript has 3 exons. Gene Ontology annotation, cellular component: cytosol. The record is from RefSeq and is a predicted model, not a curated record.
CGGAUUUGAACGGAUUUUAAGCACGAAACAGUCUCAGAUGGCUUACAUGAUGACAAACGAUGGAUUUACGACAACGUUGGGCGAUUGAUCACGUCUUUGCUGGCUGAAUUGGUGAGGAUGAAAGGCUGGUGUCUGUGUUACCGAUUGUACUGGGAAACGAUAUAAGGCUGCGACGAUUCUGCCAAAUAAUGUAUCCCUUAGAUAACAAAACGAGAUCAUCAGCUUCCUCAGUUUUGACAUCGCAUCAAAUUCAAUAAUACCUCAAAUCCCCUCUAGAUACAUCUAAGCGACCUCCAACACCACCCUCGACAUGGACAGCGAUAUUGGCGCCGCCGCUUUUGCAGCACUGACUUCCACUUCCAUCUACGAAACUGGAAUGACCUUCACCAAGAAGGAGCACAAAGAAACCUACCCAACCAUCUUCCCUUCCCGCCCAGAGCUCUCCCAGGCCGGACGAACAGUCCUCAUCACCGGCGGCUCAGCUGGCAUCGGCUUCGCCAUCGCCAAAGGCUUCGCGCAGGCUCACGCCAAGCGCAUCAUCAUCCUCGGCCGCCGCCAGAAUCUCGUUGAUGAGGCGGUCUCGGAGCUCAAGAAGGAGUUUCCCGAGGUGCGGUUUGAUGGAUACUCAAGCGAUGUAGAUGAUCUCGCAGACGUGGAGAAGCUCUGGAAGGGCUUCGAGGCGGACGGCACAGUCAUCGACGUCCUUGUGCUCAACGCUGCCAAGAUUUCGGAACAUGGCCCUAUCUUGUCUCUCGGAAGAGAUGAUGUCUGGAGCUCCUUCACUAUGAAUGUCCGCUCACUCUUGGAUCUCUCUGAGAGGUUCUACAAGCAAAAGGAUGGCGAAGGCCGCCAGAAGUUCCUCGUCAACGUGUCUACGGAAGCUAGUCACAACUUUACCAAAUCGGGUCCUUGGCCUGCUUACAGUGCCAGCAAGAACGCAGGAACGAUGCUGAUCCAGAUGAUUGCCAAGGACACGCCCCCCGAGAGGAUGCAGGUUAUCAACUUCCACCCGGGUGUGGUGCAUACCUCGGCUUUCAAGAGCGCUGGAAUUCCCGAGGAUGUCUAUCCGUUUGAUCAUGUUGAUUUGGCUGGGAACUUUGCCGUCUGGGCCGCAUCUGAGGAGGCGCGCUUCUUGCAUGGCCGCUUUGUUUGGGCCAAAUGGGAUAUUGAUGAGCUCAAGAGCGGCGUGAUUGGAGAGAAGAUCAAGAACAACGAUCACUACCUCAAAGUCGGCGUCGUUGGACUCCAGGAAUAAGUUUUCCUUUCGACUUCGCGGUCAAGACAGGGUAACAAUAGACACUCGGAGACAGACUACACUAAAUUUGAUUCAAUCUUCACGU